UUAGAGAGAGAGAGUGAAAGAAGAGUCUUUUUCUAAUGCCCCCAUCAUCUUCAAUCUCAUCUUCCUUCACACCACAGCCACUGUGAUCCCAUCUCUUCAUAAUUCAUCAUUUUUCAACUCUUAUCUCCCUUUUCUUCUCUUCUUCUGCUGCAUACUGUUGGUGUGCCUGUUGAAGAAUCUGGGAAGUGGGGUUAUUUUUUGGUGGUGUGUUUUGGUGUCUGCUUCUGUUCUCUGUGUCUCUAGCUUCAGGGGUUUGUUUGUUGUUGAGGGUUGGUUUUCGUGAAGAUCGAUGUUGGGUUCAGGUACCAAUCUGGUGACCACGGUCAUUGGAUUUGGGAUGAGUGCUACUUUCAUUGUGUUUGUCUGCACAAGAAUAAUCUGUGGAAGGCUACGAAGGGGUGCUGAAUCUCGGAUGAUAUAUGAGUUUGAAUCAAGAUUUGAUCUAGAACAGCCAGAACAUCAUGUUAAUGACCAUGAUCCUGAACCUGUUUUGCUUGAUGCAAUCCCCACUUUGAAGUUCAACCAAGAGGCUUUCAGUUCAAUUGAAGAUACACAGUGUGUAAUAUGUUUGGCAGAUUACAAAGAAAGAGAAGUAUUGCGCAUCAUGCCGAAAUGCGGUCACACUUUCCAUCUUUCUUGCAUUGAUAUAUGGCUGAGAAAACAAUCUACUUGUCCGGUAUGCCGUCUUCCAUUGAAAAACUCUUCUGAAACAAAACAUGUGAGACCUGUAACAUUUACUACUACCAUGAGCCAAUCUCAUGAUGAGUCUCAUACAUCAGAAAGGAAUGAAGAUGUUGAGAGGCGUGUUGAACCUACUGCUAGCAACUCCUUACAACCAACCUCUGCAGAACCAGAAGCAAGGCAAUGACCUUAGAGGGCUAAAAAGGUUGUUCUGCUCAAAAAGAGAGUAGUGUGUACAUUUUCUGCUUCUCCAGAGGAAUGCUUCUGAUUAGAUUGGGUUCAAAUUCUUUGUCUGCGUUAUGGCCUUCAUAUAUUCACUUGGUGGUGCAAAACGGAUCAGGAUCCUCUCUUGACAGUGCCGUGAAACAUUGUGUCAGUCUCUCUCUCUUCAUAAAUAUUCAGAGGGUCUCACCUUAUGAAGAGUGUUAGACACAUAGUUUCAACAUGACAGUUGACAGUGUCAUGUGAAGUUUCCACAUGAAAGGAUCCCGAUCGGGUGUAGACAUACCUGAGUCAUGUACAUAAUUUGUCUCAUUAUGUAGAAUAUGCAGGCCAGCCAGGCCUAGGCCUAGAUUUUGAUGAAAUUUCAUGCACGCCAAGUUAGAUCUACUCUAGCAAGACACUAUUACUCUUGUUUAUGCAUAACAGAUUAAACAGAUAUUUAAUGACAUGUAUUGGCUCUUGUACAAUUAAUUUUUAGUUGCAACUUUCUUCUAAAUAA
This is a messenger RNA of Lotus japonicus, 1402 nucleotides long. Its product is annotated as putative RING-H2 finger protein ATL62. The record is from RefSeq and is a predicted model, not a curated record. NCBI's taxonomy places the organism in Eukaryota, Viridiplantae, Streptophyta, Magnoliopsida, Fabales, Fabaceae. Bases 290 to 868 code for a protein of 192 amino acids. The transcript has 4 exons.